Messenger RNA from Peromyscus maniculatus bairdii (prairie deer mouse), 5814 nucleotides. NCBI's taxonomy places the organism in Eukaryota, Metazoa, Chordata, Mammalia, Rodentia, Cricetidae. The record is from RefSeq and is a predicted model, not a curated record.
UCUGGGCAGGAAACGCCCACCUGAGUAGGCGGUUCCCCAGGUUCCUGAUUGCCAGGACAGGCGGGAUCAGAGCCUUCUCCCAUGGUCUGGAGGUCCCAGUUGAGGGGAGAUUUUUUUGCACCAGUACUCAGAGAGAUGGAGGUGGAGGCUUGACUCUUUCUGCACACUGCUGUUCACACACCCUUCCUGGAGUUUCCUUCCAGAUCAACAGGCUGGUGAUUGGGCACGACAGCACAGGCAUGCAUGCAGGCUGGUUCCUGGGCAGCGUCCAGAUCCGUGUGCCCCGCCAAGGCAAGCAGUAUACCUUCCCUGCCAACCGCUGGCUGGAUAAGAACCAGGCUGACGGGCGUCUGGAGGUGGAGCUUUACCCCAGCGAGGUCGUGGAGAUCCAGAAAUUGGUCCACUACGAGGUUGAGGUUUGGACAGGGGACGUAGGUGGUGCGGGCACCACUUCCCGAGUCUAUGUGCAGAUCUAUGGUGAAGAAGGCAAGACUGAAGUACUCUUCCUCUCCAGCCGCUCCAAAGUUUUUGAUCGGGCAUCCAAGGACAUAUUCCAGCUGGAAGCGGCCGAUGUGGGCGAGAUCUACAAGAUCCGACUGGGACACACGGGCGAGGGCUUUGGGCCCAGCUGGUUCGUGGACACAGUGUGGCUGCGGCACUUGGUGGUGCAGGAGGCGAACCUGACCCCCGAGGAGGAGGCCCGGAAGAAGAAGGAGAAGGACAAGCUGCGGCAGCUGCUGAAGAAGGAGAGGCUGAAGGCCAAGCUGCAGAGAAAGAAGAAGAAAAAGAAGAAAGGCAGCGAUGAGGAGGAUGAGGGCGAGGAGGAGGAGUCCUCAUCAGAAGAGUCCUCAUCAGAAGAGGAAGAAGAGGAAGAGACAGAGGAGGAAGAGGAAGAGGAGGAGUUGGGGCCAGGGAUGCAGGAAGUGAUCGAACAGUACAAGUUUGAAGCCAACCGCUGGCUGGCCCGGGGCAAGGAGGACAAUGAGCUUGUCGUGGAAUUGGUCCCAGCUGGUCGGCCUGGUCCUGAGCCUAAUACCUACGAGGUCCAGGUGAUCACAGGGAACGUGCCCAAGGCUGGCACUGAUGCCAACGUCUACCUGACCAUCUACGGUGAGGAAUACGGGGACACAGGGGAGCGGCCCCUGAAGAAAUCAGACAAAUCCAACAAGUUUGAGCAGGGCCAGACAGAUACCUUUACCAUCUAUGCCAUUGACCUGGGGCCUCUGACCAAGAUUCGGAUUCGCCAUGACAACACAGGCAACAGGCCAGGCUGGUUCCUGGACAGGGUAGACAUCACGGACAUGAACAAUGAGAUCACGUACUACUUCCCAUGUCAGCGGUGGCUAGCAGUGGAGGAGGAUGAUGGCCAGCUGUCCAGGGAGCUGUUGCCAGUGGAUGAGUCCUAUGUGCUGCCCAGCGAAGAUGAGGAGGGUGGAGGACACGGUGAUAAUAACCCCCUUGACAACAUGGCCCUGGAACAAAAAGAUAAAUCAACCACGUUUUCCGUGACCAUAAAGACUGGGGACAAGAAGAAUGCCGGAACGGAUGCCAACGUCUUCAUCACGCUCUUCGGCACACAGGAUGACAAUGGAAUAACCCUCCUGAAGUCCUCCAAGACCAACAGCGACAAGUUUGAAAGGGACAGCAUUGAAAUCUUCACUGUGGAGACGCUGGAUCUGGGAGACCUGUGGAAAGUUAGGAUCGGCCAUGACAACACAGGCAAGGCGCCAGGCUGGUUUGUAGACUGGGUAGAGGUGGACGCUCCGUCUCUUGGAAAGUGCAUGACCUUCCCCUGUGGCCGCUGGCUGGCCAAGAAUGAGGACGACGGGACCAUCGUCAGGGACCUCUUCCAUGCAGAGCUCCAGACGAGGCUUUACACACCAUUUGUCCCUUAUGAGAUCACCCUCUACACCAGUGAUGUCUUUGCCGCUGGGACCGACGCCAACAUCUUCAUAGUCAUCUAUGGUUGUGAUGCUGUGUGCACCCGGCAGAAGUUCCUGUGCACCAACAAGAGGGAGCAGAAGCUGUUCUUCGAGAGGAAGUCUGCCUCCCGCUUCAUCGUGGAGCUAGAAGAUGUCGGUGAAAUCAUUGAAAAAAUCCGGAUCGGUCACGAUAACACAGGCAUCAACCCUGGGUGGCACUGUUCCCACGUGGACAUCCGCAGGCUCCUCCCCGAUAAAGACGGCACAGAGACCUUGACUUUCCCAUGUGAUCGAUGGCUUGCCACCUCUGAGGAUGACAAGAAGACUAUCCGAGAACUGGUCCCUUAUGACAUCUUCACUGAGAAGUACAUGAAAGAUGGGUCCUUAAGACAAGUCUACAAGGAAGUGGAGGAGCCUCUGGACAGGAACGUUCCUGGGGCAGGGACAGAUGCCAAGGUCUACAUCACCAUCUACGGAGACCUCGGGGACACCGGGGAGCGGUACCUUGGCAAAUCAGAGAACCGCACCAACAAGUUCGAGAGAGGAACGGCCGACACUUUCAUCAUUGAGGCUGCUGACCUGGGUGUCAUCUACAAGAUCAAGCUCCGCCAUGACAACACCAAAUGGUGUGCAGACUGGUAUGUGGAGAAGGUGGAGAUCUGGAAUGACACCAAUGAGGACGAGUUUCUAUUCCUGUGCGGGCGCUGGCUAUCCCUGAAGAAGGAGGAUGGGCGGCUGGAGAGGCUCUUUUAUGAGAAGGAGUACACCGGGGACCGCAGUAGCAACUGCAGCAGCCCCGCUGACUUCUGGGAGAUUGCCCUGAGUUCCAAGAUGGCAGAUGUGGACAUUGCCACAGUGACAGGACCCAUGGCUGACUAUGUUCAGGAUGGCCCUGUGAUUCCCUACUAUGUGUCAGUGACCACUGGGAAGCACAAGGAUGCAGCCACAGACAGCCGGGCCUUCGUCUUGCUCAUCGGGGAAGAUGAUGAGCGCAGCAACCGCAUCUGGCUGGACUAUCCUCAGGGGAAGCGAGGCUUCAGCUGUGGCUCUGUGGAAGAGUUCUACGUUGGUGGCUUGGAUGUGGGCAUCAUCAAGAAAAUAGAGCUGGGCCAUGAUGGAGCCUCCCCCGAGAGCUGCUGGCUGGUAGAGGAGCUGUGCUUGGCGGUGCCCACCCAGGGUACCAAAUACACACUACGCUGUAACUGUUGGCUUGCGAAGGACCGAGGCGAUGGCGUCACCUCCCGCGUCUUUGACCUCCUGGAUGCCAUGGUGGUGAACAUUGGGGUGAAGGUGCUUUAUGAGAUGACAGUCUGGACUGGUGACGUGGUCGGUGGAGGCACUGACUCCAAUAUCUUUAUGACCCUCUAUGGCAUCAACGGGAGCACAGAGGAGGUGCAGCUGGACAAAAAGAAGGCCAGGUUUGAGCGGGAACAAAAUGACACCUUCAUCAUGGAGAUCCUGGAUAUCGCUCCCUUCACCAAGAUGCGCAUCCGCAUUGAUGGCAUGGGUAGCCGGCCAGAGUGGUUCCUGGAGAGGAUCCUGCUGAAGAACAUGGACACAGGAGAUCUGACCAUGUUCUACUAUGGAGACUGGCUGUCCCAAAGGAAGGGCAAGAAGACACUGGUGUGUGAAAUGUGUGCAGUCAUUGACGGAGAGGAGAUGAUGGAGUGGACCUCCUACACAGUCUCUGUGAAGACUAGUGACAUCUUGGGAGCAGGCACGGAUGCCAAUGUGUUCAUCAUCAUCUUUGGGGAGAACGGGGACAGCGGGACCCUGGCCCUGAAGCAGUCGGCCAACUGGAACAAGUUUGAGCGCAACAACACAGACACCUUCAACUUCUCUGACAUGCUGAGCCUCGGCCACCUCUGCAAGCUGAGGGUCUGGCAUGACAACAAAGGAAUAUUCCCUGGCUGGCACCUGAACUAUGUUGAUGUGAAGGACAACUCCCGGGACGAGACUUUCCGCUUCCAGUGUGACUGCUGGCUGUCCAAGAGUGAGGGCGACAGGCAAACCGUCCGCGACUUUGCAUGUGCCAACAAUGAGAUCCGUGACGAGCUGGAAGAGACCACCUACGAGAUUGUCAUAGAAACUGGCAACGGAGGCGAAACCAGAGAGAAUGUCUGGCUCAUCUUGGAGGGCAGGAAGAACAGAUCCAAGGAGUUCCUUGUGGAAAAUUCUUCCAGACAGCGGGCCUUUCGGAAGGGGACCACAGACACAUUCGAGUUUGACAGCAUCUUCUUGGGGGACAUUGCUUCCCUCUGCGUGGGCCACCUGGCCAGGGAGGACCGCUUCAUCCCCAAGAGAGAGCUGGUCUGGCAUGUCAAGACAAUCACCAUCACUGAGAUGGAGUAUGGAAAUGUGUACUUCUUUAACUGUGAUUGCCUCAUCCCCCUCAAGAGAAAGAGGAAGUACUUCAAGGUAUUUGAGGUUACCAAGACGACAGAGAGCUUCGCCAGUAAGAUCCAGAGCCUGGUACCAGUCAAGUACGAGAUCAUCGUGACGACCGGCUACGAACCAGGGGCAGGCACAGACGCCAACAUCUUUGUGACCAUCUUUGGAGCUAAUGGGGACACGGGCAAGCGGGAACUGAAGCAGAAAAUGCGCAACCUCUUCGAGAGGGGCAGCACUGACCGCUUCUUCCUCGAGACUCUGGAGCUGGGAGAGCUGCGCAAGGUCCGGCUGGAGCAUGAUGGCAGCGGCUACUACUCAGGCUGGCUGGUGGAGAAGGUGGAGGUCACCAACACUAGCACUGGGGUGGCCACCAUCUUCUCUUGUGGCAGGUGGCUAGACAAGUCUCGGGGGGAUGGCCUCACCUGGCGAGAUCUCUUCCCAUCUGUCUGAGAUGCUCUGGCCAUACCUUUUACCCUCUACCCUAAGGAUGGGGCUAUGGCAGCAGUCCUGAGGUCUCUACUCAUCAGAGGCUGCUCCUUGCAAGUGACUGUGGAAUCCUCCACUUUUCCAUCUCUCAGACAUAUAAGAAUUAUAUUCGUCACAAGUCAUAACCCAUGACUGUACGAACUAUUUUUUUUUUAAUUUCCUUUCCUUUUCAUAGCAGUGGUACCCAGGCUGGGGCUUGCUGUGGGGUGUGGAUGGAAAAUCGGGGCUUUACUCAGGGGAGAUAAGUGGAGAAAAAGAGAUUAUCAAGAUGUGUAUUUUAAGCAAAAACUAAUUAACACUUUUUUCCCAAAAAAGCUGGGCUAAUUAAAUUAUUACCAACCACACCCCACAGAGAGCUCAUCUGAGCAUCUGCGUGCUAAGAAAUGUAUGUUUUCCCCCCAGUUCUAACAAAUCCAGAGGCAAAUGCGGAAAAACAUCAGGAGGAAGUGUUGGGGGACCUAUGAGCCUGUGAAAAGUGGAUAAUUCUUUCCACCACUUAACAGAGACCAAGAGAAUGGGUGCUCGCAGCUCCUGACACCUUGAUCUUCCCCACCCCUGCCUCCAUCUGUCUGUCUCUCUGUUUCUCUACCUGCCCCCCCCAUUCUGCUCCUCUUAGCGCCUCCACCCCCAUUACAGUGUGGAGAGGAUCCUCAACUCAGAGUCCACACUGCUUCUCUGCCACAGCCCUCUGACAAGAGCUCCGUGGUGGUCUCAUUAUGGAAUGUGGCACCUUUCUCCAUCCCUGUCUCAAGGGCAGAAAGCAUCUCCUGAUUCAUUCUGUUAAUGAUGUGUUACCUAACUCUUGGCUUGCUGCUCUUGGGAUGGGGCAAGCCGGGCUCCACCAUGUACCGGGCUUCAUUAUGUACCAGGCUCCACCACGUGCCGGGCUCCACCAUAUACUGUACACAGCCGAGUUUCUCAUCAUCUUCCACCUGCCCUGCUUGCUUUGUGUUCCUUGGAGGGCUUGUCAGGAUCUGAGGAAGCCAUUACUGGAAACCCCCAAUUAAACUAUUGA